UCUCAGCUUUAUAGCAAAUGCUGCCAAUAACUCUGAAUGGGGUGGGGGUGAACUCAUCUUUUAUCUGCAAAGGUAUUUUCACCUCCUAGCAGAUCUCACACUUACUUUACAUAGAACAGGAGUUAUUUCUAAUCUGUUUGGAAAAAUGCUUUUUUACUGACACCUGAAAGACUGUUGUCCAAGUGUUUGAGUACUGUAUUUAAAAAAGUGCAGGAGGUGCUCUGAUUACUCUUGAAGUUGUUGUCAUACCCAUUUCCUCAUGGAAAUAAAGUAACCCUUUUAAGUUUGGCACAUAUUGUCCUUGAUAAGGUUUGGGAAAGUGUUAGAUUUCAAUAGCUUUCCUCUGAAAAUACUCUGAUGUGCUGUUUGUUUUAAGAAGACAGCUUACUUGGAAGCAGUUCAUUUCUGGCUUUUUGGGAGGUCCGAGUCCAGGGUGUGUCAGGCUCACUCUGCCAGCUAUGACUGAGGAGUUGGUUCUCUUCAGCAGUAAGCUGGAGGUAGCAGCAGAGUUUAAGGAAUGGUUAUACGAUCUUAAAAUCUUUGGGAGAAGGUGGCGAUUUCACAGUUUCCAAUGCUAUCUUCCCUUCUGUUUACUAUUAUUUCUUUUCUUUUUCUUUCCUACUCUAGAAUUCACACCAGCCUUACCAGAAGGAGAGGCAUUUCGGCUCUCCAGCCUCCACAGACUGCAAAUUUUGCUGUUUCAUUGUCAUCAGCGAAUAACUGUGGUAUUUCUUUGCUUUAGCCAACUGGAAAAUGGAAAUGAAGAGAAACACAACAAAGUUGUUGUGGCUGUUGAUGUUCUUUUUUGAUAUUGUGCCAUUAAGUUAUGAGAAAUCAAUGAGAGAAAGAGCUAUUGAGCUGAUGCAAGAUGCACGUUUAAUCGAUGGCCACAAUGACUUUGUACUGCAACUGAGAAUACUUUACCAAAAUAGAAUCAGUAGAGUCAACUUAAGAGAACUCAACAAGACCCACACAAACCUUGUGAAACUUCAGGCUGGUUAUGUGGGAGCUCAGUUUUGGUCAGUGUAUGUUCUUUGCAGCGCUCAGAAUAAGGAUGCUGUGCGUCUGACUUUAGAGCAAAUUGAUGUUGUCAAGAGGAUGUGUAACAGCUACGAAGAGCUGGAACUUGUGACAACUUCCCAAGGUAUCUCUGAAAGUAGAAGGAUUGCGUGUUUGAUUGGAAUAGAAGGUGGCCACUCCAUUGACAGCAGUUUGGCAACGCUGAGGAUGUAUUAUGACUUGGGUGUUCGUUAUAUGACUUUAACACAUUCCUGCAAUACGCCUUGGUCUGAAUCAUCAUCUAAAGGAAUACACAACUUUUAUCCUAAUGUUAUUGGUCUGACUCCAUUUGGCCAAGAAGUGGUAAAGGAGAUGAAUCGCCUGGGUAUGCUGAUAGAUUUAUCUCAUACUUCAUACUCCACAGCAAAAGCUGCACUGAGUAUCUCAAAAGCACCAGUAAUUUUCAGCCAUUCAUCAGCAUUUUCUAUUUGUAAUCACUCAAGAAAUGUCCCUGAUGAUAUCCUCCAGCAACUGAAAAAGAAAAAGGGAAUUAUCAUGGUGACUUUCAAUGCAGAUGUACUGGCCUGUGGCAGAAAAGUUGUUAAUAUUUCUACCCUUGCAGAUCAUUUUGACCAUGUAAAGAAAAUUGCAGGUUCAGAAUCGAUAGGAAUUGGUGGUGACUAUGAUGGAGUGGCACGUUUCCCUGAGGGAUUGGAAGAUGUCUCUAAAUACCCUUCUUUGAUUGAGGAACUUCUUAGAAGAGGAUGGAAUGAAACUGAACUGAAAGGAGUGUUAAGGGAAAACUUCCUCCGUGUCUUCAGGGAAGUGGAAAAUGUGCAGAACAUCAGUGGAGUAAUGGACAUAGGUGAAAGUGAAACUCUACAAGAAGUACAAAAUUCCUGUCGCCUCGACCUACGUAAUCCUCGGCUUGAGCCAGCCAGGUCCUUUGCAUUUCCUUCUGUGGCACAACCCUUUAGUCUGACACUUGUAUCAUGUUUAGUGCUGUAUUAUGAAUCAUAACAUCUAUGGAGUCUAGAGAGAGAUUUAUGGAGUAAUUUGCAAUGCAACUAGUUAUCUUUUUUUGCAUUUUGUUAAUGCAUAAGUAUAGCUUUAUACUAAAUUUUCAAUAUAAUUUCUACAAAUUCACCUGUAAACUUGAAAAGAUGUAUCAAAAGCAUUUAGAAUUUGAAGUUAUAAAUUCUGUAUCCUCUUGGCUAGACCAGGACCAACACUGUUAAUAGAAUGUACCCAGAUCUAAUGAAUUCUGUAAUACACAACAUAUAGUUUUGGCAUCCGUAUUGUGGCACUUGGUAUAAAUACUGGAGUACAGAAUCAGCAGUUCCACACAGGAAGUAGAGAUUAUGAUUAAGACAGAUAUGCCAAGAUAUUUUCAGAUAUUACUUCUUCUUAAAUUAUACAACUUUCUUCAAUAGGUGAUAACUUACUCAGAGGAGACCACCCUAUAUGGAGAAGAGAGAUUUUUUUUUGUUUGCUUGGGGUUUUGUUUUGUUUUUUAAGAUGACAAGAUGGAAGACAAGGCUAUUUUGAUUUGGGUUUCAUGCCUACCACUAGUUUUAGAGAUCCAUCCUGCAGUACUAAACUCUUAUUUUUGAACCCUGACCAGGACAGUGGGCAACUGGAGAGUUACUGAAGGGUGGGAGUAGAUCUCCUGUAUUCAAGUACAGGUGAACAGGCAAUGUUGUAGAUAGUUUUCUGUAAUUUGGGGACUGCUGUUUGCUGCAUGUUCAUGAAGAUGAUAACAAGAACAACCCAGGACAAAGAAGGAAUUCCAGAUAGUCAGAGGGUUGCAGAAGUCUUUUUCUCAUUUAAACAAUUAUCCUUAUCAGUAACAGGUUUUAUUAUUUCAUUUUUAUUCUAGCUGGCUAAAAUCAGACCAUUGCCAGUGGAUUCCUAGACAUGAGAUUAGGAAGAGGCCUUUUUAUUAUAAAUCUUCUGCUGUUUUGGCCUUUGGAACACAUUUUCAAAUACACAAGGUAUGUGAGGUUAGAAGCUACUGUUAUAGAGAAGAGUAUAUAUUGAGAUAGGCCUAUUCUUGGUAGGCUAAAAACUGACAUUUCAAUCAAAUAUACUGAAAUCUGUGAUGAAAUUAUAGGAUGGCAGCACAAACUCUUUGUAGGGUCAGUUCCCACUGCUUGCUGGUAAGUGCCUUCUCAUAGUGCUUGCUGUUAAAUGUGAUUUUUUCCUUUUAUUUACUGAUAUGAAAUCUACAGAAUUUAAUAGAAUAGUAUAGAAUAAAAGUCCUGCUGAUCUAAGGGCAGUAUUUGUAAACACACAAAGUAUCUAACUUUGUGUUAGAAAGAGAAAGGGAAGAGAAAGGCUAAGGAAAGAGAAAGAGAAGGCUAAGCAUGAGCUGAAUGGAAAACCAGCAAGUCAGUUGUUUUCUAGAGUCACUUGAGACGGUUCCUACCAUCCAUUUCUGCAUUCCAUGUAAAAGUAGGAUUUCCGGAAGAACCCUGUUCUUUCAUGAUUCAAAAUGAAGCUUCAUUAAUUCUUUUGUUAGGAUGGUCUCCUUGAUAAGUAUAUUUUGAAUAUACUCCUGUCACUUACCAAAUUCUUUACAAAUUGUGUUGAACAAUCUAGUUGCAUAGAAGCCAAGUUUUUAAGAACAGUUUCUCAAUAAAUACUGAUCCUUCUUAUGCAUCUAGAAAGGGGAAUUACUGCACUGACUCAGAAGCCUGGCCUUCCUGAUACUGCUUCACUGGCAUCAGAACUUGUUUUACUGGUAAAUGAUGAAUUAAAUAGGGAAUGUUUACUUCCCAUGAGCAUUUCUUCUAAUAGGUUCAUAAGCGAUUGGAAAACAGCCAUCCAUGAUCCCUUUACAUAGAACUAGUACUCUGAUAGUUGCUUCAUUCAAUACUUGAAAUGUAAGAUGCUUCCUUAUUCCUUCCAGCUAUUUUCUUUAUACUAUAUUGUCACUUUACUGCCUGCUAAUUUUUACUCUUUUUUUCUUCAUGCUACAGCAUAGAUUAAAAAUAUAUAUUGCUUUUCUUAAAGAUACAGAUAAUAUGACUUGUCUUAUCUAUAAUGUAUUGCACUUAUUUGUUUGAC
Messenger RNA from Manacus vitellinus (golden-collared manakin), 4068 nucleotides. RefSeq names its product dipeptidase 2. The record is from RefSeq and is a predicted model, not a curated record. Gene Ontology annotation, biological process: proteolysis. Gene Ontology annotation, molecular function: metallodipeptidase activity. The coding region runs from base 754 to 2019 and encodes 421 amino acids. The transcript has 10 exons. Lineage: Eukaryota; Metazoa; Chordata; Aves; Passeriformes; Pipridae.